UCUCUCUCUCUCACCUUCUCUUUUCUUAUAGAUUCAAAUUUUUUCAAAAUUAGGGCUUUCAAUAUACAUGACGUAAUCAAAUGAUAUAUUAUAUAUAAAUAUAAUUACUAGAAUGAUGAUGAGUAAUAGUAGUAGUAAUGCAAGUAUGAGUCUGCGUAAGGGCUCUAAAGUUUGGAUUCAAGAUAAAGACGCCGCUUGGAUCGCCGCCGAAGUUACCGCUUUUUCCGGUGGUAAACUGGUUCAAGUUGUUACUGAUUCCGGCAAACAGGUUUCGACUUCUGCUGAAAAGCUGCUACUAAGAGAUGCUGAUGCAGACUAUGGCGGGGUGGAUGAUAUGACCAAAUUGGCUUAUUUGAAUGAACCUGGUGUGCUUGACAAUCUUAAGAAACGUUAUGCUCUUAAUGAGAUAUAUACAUACACAGGAAGUAUCCUAAUUGCUGUUAACCCAUUCACAAAGCUUCCCCAUCUUUAUAAUGUGCACAUGAUGGAACAAUAUAAAGGAGCUCCUUUUGGUGAGCUUAGUCCCCAUGUAUUUGCUGUGGCAGAUGCAUCUUACAGAGCAAUGAUGUGUGAUGGAAAAAGCCAGUCAAUAUUGGUUAGUGGAGAAAGUGGGGCUGGAAAAACUGAGUCAACAAAAUUGAUUAUGCAGUAUCUUACUUAUGUUGGUGGUCGUGCCGCCAGUGAUGAUAGAACGGUUGAACAACAGGUCCUUGAAUCGAAUCCCCUUUUGGAGGCAUUUGGGAAUGCACGAACUGUUAGAAAUGACAACUCAAGUCGUUUUGGGAAGUUCGUCGAGAUUCAGUUUGAUGCAAAUGGCAGAAUUUCCGGUGCUGCAGUUAGGACUUAUCUACUUGAGCGAUCUCGUGUAGUCCAGAUUACUGAUCCCGAAAGAAACUACCACUGCUUCUAUCAGUUGUGUGCAUCUGGAAGAGAUGCAGAAAGUUAUGAUCUAGGUCAUCCAAGCAACUUCCAUUACUUAAAUCAAAGCAAGGUCUAUGAGUUGGAAGGCGUGAGCAGUGCAGAGGAAUACGUGAAGACCAGAAGGGCUAUGGAUAUUGUUGGAAUAAACAAUGACGAGCAGGAAGCCAUAUUUCGUACUUUGGCCGCCAUUCUUCAUUUGGGCAACAUAGAAUUUUCUCCUGGGAAAGAGCAUGAUUCAUCGGGGGUGAAGGACGAGAAAUCUAAGUUUCAUCUACAUACUGCUGCUAGACUUUUUAUGUGUGAUGUAAAACAUUUGCUGGCAACUCUGUGUACACGUUCCAUUCAAACUCGUGAAGGGAUCAUAAUCAAAGCUCUUGAAUGCGAUGCUGCUGUGGCGAGUCGUGAUGCUUUAGCAAAGACUGUUUAUGCUCGACUGUUUGAUUGGCUUGUCGAAAAGAUCAAUAAGUCGGUAGGGCAAGAUCAUAAUUCUCGAAUGCAAAUUGGAGUUCUUGAUAUAUAUGGAUUUGAAUGCUUUAAGCAUAACAGUUUUGAGCAGUUUUGCAUUAAUUUUGCCAAUGAAAAGCUUCAACAACAUUUUAAUGAGCAUGUAUUUAAGAUGGAGCAGGAGGAAUACCGGAAAGAAGCAAUUACUUGGAGCUACAUUGAGUUUAUAGAUAAUCAAGAUGUUUUAGAUCUCAUUGAAAAGAAGCCUAUAGGUGUAAUUGCUCUACUGGAUGAAGCUUGCAUGUUUCCCAAGUCAACACAUGAAACAUUUGCAAAUAAGCUUUUCCAGAAUUUGCGUGCCCACCCCAGGUUAGGCAAGGCGAAGUUCUCCGAGACCGAUUUUACCAUUUCUCACUAUGCUGGCAAGGUCAAUUAUCAAACGGAUUCCUUCUUGGAAAAAAAUCGUGAUUAUGUCGUCAUUGAUCACUGUAACUUGAUGUCUUCAUCAAAGUGUACUUUUAUCGCUGCUCUUUUCCCGGCACUGCCAGAAGAAUCUUCUAGAUCAUCAUACAAAUUUUCUUCUGUGGCAUCUAGAUUUAAGCAACAACUACAAGCUCUCAUGGAUACCCUCAGUUCAACAGAGCCACAUUAUGUUCGCUGUGUGAAGCCAAACUCAGUGAAUCGGCCUCAGAUGUUUGAGAAUCAGAGUGUGUUACAUCAGCUACGUUGCGGGGGUGUUUUGGAGGCUGUCCGAAUUAGCCUGGCAGGUUAUCCUACCCGUAAAACCUACCAUGAGUUUGUAGAUCGGUUUGGAAUCAUUGCCAUGGAAGUUAUGGAUGGAAGUUACGAUGGACGGGCCAUGACCGAAAAAAUUCUGCAAAAACUUAACCUUGCGAACUACCAGUUGGGAAAAACCAAAGUUUUUUUGAGGGCUGGUCAAAUUGGUGUUUUGGACUCUCAACGUGCUGUGGUCUUGGAUUCUGCUGCAAAGCGCAUCCAGUUUCGACUUCGGACAUUUAUUGCACACAAGGAUUUUACAUUGAAGCGAGCAGCUGCAGUUUCUUUCCAAGCAUAUUGCAGAGGAUAUCUUGCUAGAUGUAUAUAUGCUGCAAAACGAGAAGCUGCGGCUGCCAUUUUGAUACAAAAAUCUAUUCGUGGAUGGCUUCUGAAGACUGCUUAUGCGCAGAAGUAUCUCUCUGCUUUACUCUUGCAAGCAAGCAUCCGUGGUUUCACUACUCGUCAAAGAUUUCUGCAUAUAAGGGAGCACAGGGCUGCCAUUGUAAUUCAGGCUCGCUGGAGGACAUUCAAGAUUCGUUCUGCUUUUCGUCAUCGUCAGCAUGAUAUUACAAAAAUACAGUGUCUUUGGAGAAGAAAGUUGGCAAAGAGAGAGCUCAGGAAGCUUAAGAAGGAAGCUAAUGAGACUGGUGCCUUGCGCCUAGCAAAAUCUAAGCUAGAAAAGCAGCUGGAGGAUCUCACGUGGCGCUUGCAACUGGAGAAAAAAUUAAGGGGUUCAACUGACGAGUCUAAGUCCGUGGAAAUUGCAAGACUUCAGAAAACAGUUCAAUCGUUGGUCCUUGAGCUAGAUGCUGCGAAGUUGGCUACAGUGAACGAGUGCAACAAGAAUGCAGUGUUGCGAAACCAAUUGGAAAUGUCGGUGAAAGAAAAAUCUUCGUUGGAAAGAGAAAUAACUGUAAUGGCUGAUCUGCGAAAUGAAAAUUCAUAUUUGAAGAGUUCAUUGAGCACAUUGGAAGAGAAGAACACAGCUCUACAGGCCCAGCUCACUGAGGCUAAAGAAGAUGCAUCCAUUAACCUCAAGAAAUUAAGGGAGGUUGUGAAUACAUGUUCGCAGCUCCAGCAGAAGUUAAAAAGUUUUGAGGAGAAGCUAUCAAGUAUGGAGAAUGAAAACCACGUUCUAAGACAGAAGUCCUUCAAUACCCCUUUGAAAGGGAACUGGGCAAGUAACACCAAGCCAUUUCUUGAGAAAUACUCUGGCUCACUUGCUCUUCCCUUCUCAGAACGAAAAUCUAUAUAUGAAACACCAACGCCUACCAAAAGUGGAAAUCCUAUUUCUUCAGCUUUGACUGAUUCACGUCGGUCAAAGAUGGCUACUGAAAAACACCAGGAGAACUCGGAAAUCCUGUCACGGUGCAUUAAAGAGAACUUGGGAUUCAAGGAUGGAAAACCUGUGGCUGCUAGUGUUAUAUAUAAAUGUCUUCUACAUUGGCAUGCCUUCGAGUCGGAAAGGACUGCUAUAUUUGACUUCAUUAUUGAGAAUAUCAAUAAUGUUCUUAAAGUGGGGGAUGAAGGUGUUACAUUGCCUUACUGGUUAUCUAAUGCUUCAGCUCUUUUAUGUCUGCUGCAAAGGAAUUUCCGCUCCAAUGGUUUUCUGACACCUAUUUCUCAGCGUUCUGGUGUGUCCUCUUUGCCCAAUGGGAGGGUUGCACAGGGCUACACCCCACACAAGUACAUUGGAUUUGACGAUGGAAUCUCAACAAUGGAAGCACGUUAUCCAGCAAUAUUGUUUAAACAACAGUUAACAGCUUGCGUGGAGAAGAUAUUCGGAUUGAUAAGAGAUAACUUGAAGAAGGAAAUAUCCCCACUUUUAAAUUCAUGCAUCCAAGCUCCCAAAAACCAACGAGUACAUGGUGCUAAAUCAUCUAGGUCACCUACUGGUAUUCCGCAGCAGGCUGCUGGUAGUCAGUGGGAGAAGAUCAUAGAAUUCCUGGAUUCUCUUAUGGAUCGAUUACGUGCAAAUCAUGUACCUUCGUUUUUUAUUCGCAAGCUUACUACACAGGUUUUUUCAUUCGUCAACAUAUCGCUUUUCAACAGUCUUCUAUUGCGGCGGGAAUGCUGCACAUUUUCCAAUGGGGAAUAUGUCAAAUCUGGUCUAGCAGAACUGGAGAAAUGGAUAGCCAAUGCGAAGGAAGAGUUUGCAGGAACUUCUUGGCAUGAACUAAAUUAUAUCAGACAAGCAGUUGGGUUUCUGGUAAUUCACCAGAAACGCAAGAAGUCUCUAGAAGAAAUCAGACAGGACCUGUGUCCGGCAUUGACCGUUCGGCAAAUAUAUCGGAUAAGUACAAUGUACUGGGAUGACAAAUAUGGGACCCAGAGUGUAUCAAACGAGGUAGUUGCUGAGAUGAGAGAGAUAUUGAACAAGGACUCUCAGAAUCUUACAUCCAAUUCAUUCUUGUUGGAUGAUGAUUUGAGCAUUCCAUUCUCUACAGAGGACAUAUACCUGGCGAUUCCCGCUGUUGACCCUACAGAUAUCGAGGCCCCUGCGUUCUUAUCUGAAUAUCCUUCAGCACAGUUUUUACUUCAAAAUCCAAAGUAACUUUCCUGGCGUGCAAUGUGCAUAAGAUAAAAGCCAAGGUCUUGAUCAGAUGCCUAUUUAUGCGUGUCUCUGGUGUACGACUGGCUUAGCGUGUGUAUCUGUUAUGUAGGAGUGGUGGAAGUGGAAAUGUAUUGUUUCUGUAUUUGUUGUUUAGUUUUAGGAUAUGUAGGAUGGCAAGGCCAGGUUCAUGUAAAGGGCCACGCUGUGAAUUAGACCAUUAGUGUAAAUUCAUAUUAUUAUAUUGGAAAAACAAUCUUUUUUAUUCA
Molecule: messenger RNA, 4962 nt
Organism: Erigeron canadensis
Lineage: Eukaryota; Viridiplantae; Streptophyta; Magnoliopsida; Asterales; Asteraceae
Product: myosin-15
Exons: 38
Coding region: 113-4696 (1527 amino acids)
Biological process (GO): vesicle transport along actin filament; actin filament organization
Cellular component (GO): myosin complex; vesicle; actin cytoskeleton
Molecular function (GO): ATP binding; actin filament binding; microfilament motor activity
Source: RefSeq, a predicted model, not a curated record